Molecule: messenger RNA, 1831 nt
Organism: Achroia grisella
Lineage: Eukaryota; Metazoa; Arthropoda; Insecta; Lepidoptera; Pyralidae
Product: 5-hydroxytryptamine receptor 1A-alpha
Exons: 2
Coding region: 134-1606 (490 amino acids)
Biological process (GO): G protein-coupled receptor signaling pathway
Cellular component (GO): membrane
Molecular function (GO): G protein-coupled receptor activity
Source: RefSeq, a predicted model, not a curated record
AGCGCUACGAGAAAGACGCGGCCUUACGACUGCGUGUUCUCAAAACUUUACGCGACUAACAACUGCAGUGUUUUCGGAAUUUGAACUGAGAGUGUUUAGUUGCAAGUGACAGUGGUUUAGUGAUGACUAUAGAAUGGAACAGCCUACUCUCGUGUCUCCUGGACAAACGUUGAUGUCAGAGGGAAUGGAAGCGAGGGACCGGCUCGUUAAGGAGAUAGUACUCCUGGCACUUUUCUUGGUCUCUACAGCGGCUAACUCGUUGGCGCUAUUAGUUUUCUGCCGACGACCUGGACUUAGAACAAUAUCCAAUAGGUUCGUUAUUAACCUCCUGGCGACGAAUUUGCUGACAACAUCCCUGCUAGCGCCCGCACUGUUUGGCGAGCACACUGCAAGGGAGAACGCAACUUCGUGGAUGGAGGCAAGCGAUGCCGCAGCAGCAGCCUGUAGUUUGGCUGCUUUACUAGCUGUCAUGUUAAUUGCGUUGGAUCAACACCACGCAGUAACAGACCCUCUUCGCUGUCAUACGCGCCUGCUUCAGCGGCGCCCGGCUGCCCUCUGUGCAGCCACAUGGCUGGCUGCGGCUAGCGCUGCUACUUUCCGGGCAGCCAUUGCUGCUGUCCGGCACUUUUACCCGCUCGAGCCUGUAGUACAAGGAGUCGAGCUGGCCUACUACGUCGUGUACUUAAUUCUUGGAGUUAUUACCCCAGCGGCCAUAGUUUGCGUUAUGUAUGCCAGAAUUUACCGUGCAGCACGCUCUUCUGGCCUCCGCGCAAGAGCACAUGGAGCGAGCGCAUUGCAACUUCAUGAGCCACCAACAAAUUUACCCGACCUGAUUGAAGAAGGUGAUGGACUCACACUCAGAAUAGAUGUACCAGAUGGAUCUGAUAAUCCUAAUGCUACAGAUAGUGAUCGGAAGUUUGGUCCGUUCUUACUUCCACCUGAGCGUCCUCUACGAUGUCCAUCUGUCGCCAGUCUCCGUAAUUCGCGAAAAGACGGCAAGUCGAAUGAGGAUUUGAGAAAAGGACUACCUGCUGUCAGCUCAGCUCCAUCUCUGGCUGCUCCUCUACUAGCCGUACAGGCUCGUACGCCACAAGCGUCCAAUAGUACAUCAAGAAUAACAUCAAUCCGAUGUCGGAUUUCAAAUGCGUCGUUGUUCCGAUACCGAGAAGAAUCUCGUGCCGCUCGUGUUGGAAUAUUAACUGGAUUGUUAGUGAUGCUGCACGUGCCACAUGCAGUGAGUGCGGUUAUUUCGGCUGCAGUGCCGGGACUUGCUGAUAGUGCGCGCACGCCUGCUCUUGCGUUACUACUUCUGUCGGCUGCAGUCUCUCCGUUCCUAUUUGCUCUGCGCUCACGACGAGUGCAGCGGGAGGCUCGUCGGCUUUUGCUUCCUGAGAAAAGUCCCUGGGAACGGGGGUCGGGCGCCGCAUCAGCCGCGGCAGUCGACGGGCAGCGCGCCCGAGCCGCUCUAGAACUUUUGCGUACAUUAUCGCCGGGUAGCGGUGGGGGUGAAGUGCCUACGUCGGGAAACGGCCAGGAGGCGGCCACCUGCCGAGGCUCGUUCAGCUCGGGUGGUAGCACACAGCUGUCGUCAGCGUCGGACGAGUGACCGCCGCCCCCUCCCCGCGUGCUGAGCCACGCACCCCGGGUGCACUUUGCCCCGCGCCCCACCGCAAUACUCAUCUGUGAUACUAGGUUAAGCCGCUCCGCGCUCAGCGCGACCGUUAGACUGAUUUAGUAUUAAGUUAAUUUAUUAUUGUGUCCAUGUACCUUUCCGCUGAGCGGAUAACUUUUUAUUACCUGAAUAUGAAUGUAUAAAAGCAUUAAAAAUCUU